This is a messenger RNA of Cladophialophora psammophila CBS 110553, 1338 nucleotides long. RefSeq lists its product as uncharacterized. Lineage: Eukaryota; Fungi; Ascomycota; Eurotiomycetes; Chaetothyriales; Herpotrichiellaceae. Bases 1 to 1338 code for a protein of 445 amino acids. The transcript is spliced from 5 exons. The record is from RefSeq and is a predicted model, not a curated record. Gene Ontology annotation, molecular function: heme binding; monooxygenase activity; iron ion binding.
AUGAGGCAGUUCCCGAAUGAGCCACUCAUACGAUUCUUCGAUAUUGGCUACACGGAGGCGAUCAUGCUGAACGAUGUCAAAACUACCCGAGAAGCUCUGCAAUCGCAAUGUUACAAGCUGGUAAAACCGAAUUUUGUAAGACGGGUGCUGGGCGAGAUUAAUGGCACCGGGGUCUUCUUCGAGGAGGGCGAAUCCCACAAGCGGCAACGCAGAUUACUGACGGGGCCUUUCUCGUACGGAAGCAUCAAGGAGAUGUUGCCAUUUUUCGACGAGAAAGCACAAGAGCUGGUUGGCGUUCUCCGUACGUCGAUCAGGCGUAAGGGCGACGAACUGGUUGAAUUGAGCUCACUGUUCUCCAGUGUAACCCUGGACAUAAUCACACUGGCUUGUUUGGGACUACGGAUGCACAAUAUGACAGAGCCUUCACCAUUUGCGCUGGCGUACGCUAAGGUUUUUGAAAACACCCCAUGGUCAGCUAUAAUGCACACUCUGAAUGUUUAUAUCCCCAUCCGCAAACUGGUGCCCGUCAAGGCGAAUCGUGAAUUUUUGCAGGCCAACCAAACCGUGAGAGAUCUUCUCAGACAGCAAAUCCGCAAUAAAAGGGCAUCUUUGGAAGGAAAAGAAAAGGCAGCGAUAACAGAUAAAGACCUGCUGGCAUUGAUGAUCAAGGAAAGAGGCCAAGGUGCAGAGAUCUGGACCGAAGACGAAAUGUUGGGUCACGUAACGAAGCUGAUAUUGCUCUCAGGGCACGAAACCACAGCGGGCACUCUGACGUUGACAGCCCAUACCUUGGCCAACCACAGAGAUAUUCAAGACAGACUCCGGAAAGAAAUGACCCACUACUUCCCCUCCGGCGCCUCUCUCGACGUUGCGACGAUAGAUAAAAUGCCAUAUCUAAAGAACUUCUCUCAAGAAAUCCUGCGUUUUUACGCGCCAGGCAUCGUGAAUUGGAGAGAAGUGGCAGAAGACAUUGUUUUAGCGGGCACAAGGAUCCCCAAAGGUACAAUCAUCCACAUCGCCCCUGCAGCUCUUCAUCACAAUGCUUCCAUCUGGGGUCCCACGGUGGACGAGUUCGAUCCUGACCGAUGGGACAACAUAUCUGGUGAUGCGAAGGAUCCUUUCGCUUUUGGCUCCUUCCACAAUGGCCCUCGUAUUUGCAUUGGGAAGUCCUUCGCACUCCUUGAGUACAAGGUCAUACUGAUCCGAUUACUGCAAAAUUUUGUGUUCGAGGAUCCAGAACAGAAACCACUCGAAUUCGAACGAGGUGCUGUAAGUCUGCGACCAACAGGCGGAAUGCACCUGAGAGUACAGCCGAUAGACAACAAAGGACAGGAAUGA